UGGCAACUGCUUACCUCGAUUUCCUGUGAAUGACCAGCAAGGGGGCAAGAUGGGGAAUGCCAUGCGAGGUGUUCUUGCCUUCAUUCCGUCAGAACGCUGUCAACGCUUCUUAGUGGGGGAUCUGAAGGAGAUGCCACUUGAUCGGACUCUGGACCUGAGUAGCCGUCAGUUGCGGCAGUUACCUGUUGCUGCUUGUGUGUUUGACGAGCUGGUGAAGCUCUAUCUGAGCGACAACAACCUCAGCAGCUUGCCUAAUGAACUGCGCCAACUGAGAAAGCUUCAGCUCCUGGCCCUUGACUUUAACUGCUUCGAAGAGCUACCCGCAGUUGUCUGCAGACUACCUCAUCUUAGCAUCCUUUACUUGGGUAACAACCGACUCUACCACCUCCCCAACGAACUCCAGGAGCUCAAGGAACUUAACACCCUCUGGCUGGAGACAAAUUGCUUUACAGUCUUCCCAAACGUGGUUUGUGAGCUUCCCAAUCUCAAGACCCUGCACCUCGGCUAUAACCAAAUACGCUGCUUACCGUACGAACUUAACAGCCUGGAAGAACUGAGAAGUAUCUGGCUGGCUGGCAACGAGCUGACGGAGUUCCCGCCAGUGUUGUUGGAAAUGCACUUCCUUGCUGUCAUUGAUGUGGAUCGAAACAAAAUCCACAGCUUCCCCACUCUCUCUCAUUUGCAGGGCCUAAAACUUGUAAUAUAUGACCACAAUCCAUGUGUUAAUGCCCCAAUGGUAGCUGAAGGAGUGAGAAGGGUCGGGCGCUGGGCGGACUGUUCUGACGAUGAGCAGGAAGAUGAGGUUUCGAAAGCCAAGGUCAUAGAGAUCGAGCCAGAGAUGGCGCUCAACAUGUAA
Molecule: messenger RNA, 856 nt
Organism: Phycodurus eques (leafy seadragon)
Lineage: Eukaryota; Metazoa; Chordata; Actinopteri; Syngnathiformes; Syngnathidae
Gene: lrrc10
Product: leucine rich repeat containing 10
Exons: 1
Coding region: 50-856 (268 amino acids)
Molecular function (GO): protein binding
Source: RefSeq, a predicted model, not a curated record